AAACUUGUGGGUGUGAAGUACAAUUAACAUAAGAGUUAACCCGUUUGAGUAACACAACUCGAGUAUAUCCAAUUUUCAAUAUGCAAAUUAUAGUGUUUUGGUAACAAGGGUUUUGAGGUACUCAUCAAUGGAGAAGAGGAAAUUCGUAGUGAAGGAACUCCUCAAGGACAAGAAACUGUGGUUCGCUUCAUUCCUCAUUGUCUGGGCUGCUGCUCUCCAGGGGCACAUGAUGUGGUUGCAGAGGCAAGAUUCUUUCAAGGACAAGUUUGGAAACCUAAAUGAUGAAGGCACAGAUCAACAGAAACUGGCAGAUAAUCAAUGACCCCGUACAACAACAACAACAACAACAACGUCCUAGAAAAAACAGUCGAGAGCAAUACUGGAAAAGGUACCACAAAGAGAAGCUUCAGUUGCUUACUACUCACAGAUGAUAGAUAAAUAGGAGAAACUGUUGAUCGGCACUUUUUGGAUUCUGAGCUCUCAUUAAUUACUUCAAUGUACCGUUUUAUCAGACUGUCAAUCUUCAGGUCACUUGUUUAUGAACUCACGUUUGGUUCGUCUAAUGGUAUCAAUUGCUUCUUCUAAGAUGCUAUGAAGUAGUCUACUUUGAUAUGUAAAUGAAGGACUACAAUGUUCUGCUGAACCAAAAUUGGAUAUUGUUAUCUAAUGUUUUGGGUGAUUUGGGGAUUUUUCUUUGCUCAAGGUGAUUUACUUUGUAAUAAAUAAGUUCUCCCCUUCACAAAAUUGAAAGCAUUGUUAUUUAAUGGUGUGUUCAUUAUCAGUAGUUUUCUUAUUUUGGGCUUGGCAUAAUGAUUUCCUUCAAGCAAUUUAUGUAAGACAUUAGUUAUAAAAGAACAAUGUUGUUAGUUCU
Molecule: messenger RNA, 871 nt
Organism: Solanum dulcamara
Lineage: Eukaryota; Viridiplantae; Streptophyta; Magnoliopsida; Solanales; Solanaceae
Exons: 3
Coding region: 128-322 (64 amino acids)
Source: RefSeq, a predicted model, not a curated record